UGCAUAUACCCGCACAUGCACACACCCCCACACACAUGCAGGUACCAGCUGGAAGAUGAGUCUGCCCAUUUGGAUGAAAUGCCAUUAAUGAUGUCUGAAGAAGGCUUCGAGAAUGAUGAAAGUGAUUACCACACGUUACCACGAGCUAGGAUCACACAGAGAAGAAGAGGACUAGAGUGGUUUGUCUGUGGAGGAUGGAAGUUCCUCUGCACCAGGGCGCAGGGACGAGUGGGAGCCGUCCUGCUGGUGCUCUUCUCCGUGGUACGCACCUUCUUCGGGAGCUGGGCGUCCAUUCUCACCACUGUCUACAGCCAAGAACUGGAAAAGUCCCUCUUGUGAUGGUCUGCGGCCAAGCCAGAAACUGAACCAAGGUCUCCUUUGACAAACCAAAGCCCUUGCUCUUUGCUCUGUGGCCUGGGAAAAGUGCUAGGGUGAGGAGUUGUGCUCCCAAUAAGACUAAUCCUGACUGGUGUCUUUAAGUGGAUAAAGGCCGGUCUCGCCAUCCUAAGGGGAACCCGGCAUGAGGAUCGCUGGAGUCGAGGAGGCUGAGAAGCUGUAUCUGUGUGCAUGGAGAAUCACUGAAUGAAUGCUACAGGAGCUGUCAGAGAUGGCUGAAAACACAGAGGAAGUGGGAGUGGGUACUGACAGGCACAAACUCUGAGGACACGGACCUUUUAAUGUUAAUGGUGUGGACUCUAAAAUUAGGGGGCUUGUGUGCUAUGGAAGUGGUACUUAAUCCGUGCUCCCAAAUAGUUGCCAACAGUUACGGACUUUUAAUGUUAGGAGUCUUUUCAUAGUGUUGAAAACAUUGUUGAAUUUAUUUUUUGAAAGUUUUAUUUAUUUAAGUAAUCCCCACACUCAACAUGGAUCUUGAACUCACGAUCCCGAGAUCAAGAAUCACACGCUUUUCUGACUGAGCCAGCCAGAUGCCCCCAUUGUGGAAUUAAUUAUUUUUGGUCUUUUAUAGCACUUUGUUUUUACCAAAUGGAACAUAGACAAAUUUUGGAUUUUAUUUGUAAUAUGUUACUUUUUUUAAAGGAAAAUGUUAAUAUUCCAGAUGUAGAUGUUAGCAAAACACCCAUGUUUGGGGGACAUUAAAAC
Callorhinus ursinus (northern fur seal) is the source of this 1101-nucleotide messenger RNA. The record is from RefSeq and is a predicted model, not a curated record. NCBI's taxonomy places the organism in Eukaryota, Metazoa, Chordata, Mammalia, Carnivora, Otariidae.